Molecule: messenger RNA, 752 nt
Organism: Priapulus caudatus
Lineage: Eukaryota; Metazoa; Priapulida; Priapulimorpha; Priapulimorphida; Priapulidae
Exons: 2
Source: RefSeq, a predicted model, not a curated record
AUGGCACUCUCAAAGCUGAGUGAUAAUGUAAAGUUGGAAAAUUUCCCAGAAAUUGGAGAUGAACCUCACCACCCAUCGCCUGAUUUCACGUAUCCGUUUCGGGAAUUCGGAUCAAAAAAGAAAAGAGCGUUCCAGCUCUCUUGGAUUAAAAAGUGGCCAUGGCUGCACUACAGCGAACAAAAUGACCGUGCAUAUUGUUUCAACUGUGUUAAGGCCUUCAAAGAGAAGAAAAUUUCGCCAAGAAAUGCCGAGCAAUCGUUCGUAACGACAGGCUUCCAAAAUUGGAAAGACGGAUCUGUGAAAAUAAGACAACACGCCGAAACUAAAUGCCAUAAGGAGUCGGUUGUUGUUACUGUAGAACUGGUAAAAAUCAAAGACAUCGGGGAACAAUUCAGUUGUGUGCAUGAAGAAGAAAAACGCGUCAAUCGCGAAAUGUUACUGAAGAUAUUGUCCAAUAUCAGAUUCUUAGCCAAACAAGCACUCCCGCUUCGGGGUCAUGGAGAUGAGACGCAUUCAAACUUUAUCGAGCUACUGAAGCUUCGAGGAGAGGAUAGGCCAGGAGUCCUUGAUUGGAUGAAGAAAAAAACCAACAAGUACACGUCCGCCGACAUACAGAAUGAAGUGCUACAAAUAAUGGCCCUGAAGGUUUUACGUCAAAUUGCCAACAACAUCCAUUCGGCGGAAUACUUCACCAUAAUGAUGGAUGAAACCACAGACGUAUCAAACAAGGAGCAGGUUGUACUGUGUUUCCG